Callorhinchus milii (elephant shark) is the source of this 1526-nucleotide messenger RNA. It is a transcript of the gene tyw5, whose product is annotated as tRNA-yW synthesizing protein 5. The coding region runs from base 20 to 973 and encodes 317 amino acids. The record is from RefSeq and is a predicted model, not a curated record. The transcript has 8 exons. Gene Ontology annotation, biological process: wybutosine biosynthetic process. Gene Ontology annotation, molecular function: tRNA binding; 2-oxoglutarate-dependent dioxygenase activity. Lineage: Eukaryota; Metazoa; Chordata; Chondrichthyes; Chimaeriformes; Callorhinchidae.
CGUUGGGCGGCCGUUGGUGAUGAGCGCGAGGAUGAGGCGGCGCGUGGCCGAGCACCGCGGGGUUAGCGGCAGCAGCGACUUCUUACAGCGAGUCUCCCCGCUGAGAAAACCAGCAGUUCUUAAAGACAUUCCCCUCGGCACAUGCAUCUCAAAAUGGACAGCGGAUUACCUCAGCACACAUGGAGGAAGUCAAGAGGUCAAGAUCCAUGCAUCACCAGUGGCACAAUUGGAUUUUAUCAAUAAAAACUUUAUUUACAGAACUUUGCCAUUUGAUACGUUUGUCAAGCGUGCUGCUGAGACACAGCAUACUGAGUACUUCAUAUCCCAGGAUGAGAAAUAUUACCUACGGUCGCUAGGAGAAGACCCACGGAGGGAUAUUGCUGACAUCAAAAAGCAAUUCCCAUCUCUGGCCGAAGAUAUUGAAAUCCCGGAAUUCUUUGAGGAGAAUCAGUUUUUCUCCAGUGUUUUUCGAAUCACCUCACCGGGUUUGCAGCUGUGGACACAUUAUGAUGUUAUGGAUAACCUACUGAUCCAGGUAACUGGAAGAAAACGGGUGGUGCUUUUCAGCCCUCGGGAUGCACCUUACUUGUAUCUAACAGGUGAUAAAUCUCAAGUUCUGGACAUAGACAAUCCUGACCUGAGCAAGUACCCAGAAUUUGCAAAAGCCCAAAGUUAUGAAUGUCAUCUGGAACCAGGCGAUGUGCUUUUCAUUCCAGCACUGUGGUUUCACAACACUGUCGCUGAAGAAUUCAGUGUGGGAGUCAAUGUAUUUUGGAAACAUCUUCCAGCAGAUUGCUAUGAUAAAACAGACAUGUAUGGAAAUAAGGAUCCCACAGCAGCCUCAAGAGCCAUACAGAUUUUAGACCGAGCCCUGAAAACAUUGGAAGAACUUCCUGAAGAAUACAGAGACUUUUAUGCACGUCGAAUGGUUCUACGAAUUCAGAGCAAGUCAUAUAGCAAUAAUUAUGAGUAGUAACUGUAUCCUUCUGUUGAUCAAUUCAUAAAUAAUGAUACAUGUAUGGUAUAUUUAUUCAGUUUCAGAAGUAAAAUGAUCAAUUGCAUCCAUUAAAAUAAUUUGUGAUUUUCUACAAAUUGACAUUUUAAAUGAUCGUAUUAACCUAGUGGCACAUUAACAAUAAGUUAGUAUUUCAAACGCAGGAGAAUGUUUAGAUUUUUCUUUAUAAUGCUCCUUUAGCGAAUUAUUCCACUAAUGUUGCUUUUAAUCAAAGCACCAUUAAAACAAUUGAAGUUGGUCUUGCAGUAAUCUCAUAUAGUGUCUUAAUACUAUGUCAUGCACAGUCAUUAGUGAAGUCUCGUGGUACACAUUUCAAAUGAUGUAUAAAAUUGCCCAAUUUUGUUCUGGAUGUAAAUGGCAGUUUUACAAAUUUUAUAAAUGGAAAGUAAUACCUAAUUAAGAGAAUUUUGGAAUGAUGAAAUCUAUUUGGUGCCUGUAGCUUAAUAGAGGGAUUUGACAAUGCUGUAAAGUUCUAUAAAUAAGUGUUCUAUAAAGAAUAAAAUAAAACAUU